Messenger RNA from Arabis nemorensis, 3273 nucleotides. The record is from the annotation of a GenBank genome assembly. Lineage: Eukaryota; Viridiplantae; Streptophyta; Magnoliopsida; Brassicales; Brassicaceae.
AUGGAGAAAAAUUCGAGCUCGAGUUUUCUUCUAUUUGAUCCUUCAACCUCACUCAUCGAUUUCUUGCGUAACAAGAUUCCUUUCAAGACCGUCAAGCUCGGUUGUGGCGAAGGUGGUUGUGGUGCGUGUGUUGUUCUUCUUUCAAAACAUGACCCAUUGCUCGACAAAUUCGAUGACUUCACAAUCAGCUCGUGUCUCACGCUCCUCUGUAGCAUCGACGGCUGCUCCAUCACUACCUCAGAAGGUCUCGGGAACAGCAGAGUCGGGUUCCACGCAGUCCACGAGCGGAUCGCCGGUUUUCACGCCACACAAUGCGGUUUCUGCACGCUCGGAAUGAGUGUUUCGAUGUUUUCAGCUCUUUUGAAUGCUGAUAAGUCUCUACCUCUUCCUCCCAAAGGUUGCUCAAACCUCACGGCUGCUGAAGCAGAGAAGGCUGUGGCUGGGAAUCUAUGUCGUUGUACCGGAUACAGACCGCUCGUGGACGCUUGUAAGAGCUUUUCGACGGAUGUGGAUAUCGAAGAUCUUGGAUUCAAUUCCUUUUGCAAGAAGGGAGAUAACAGAGAAGAUAUUUUAAGAAAGUUGCCAUGUUAUGAUCAUACAUCAUUUAAUACAUUUCCGGACUUCUUGAAGAACGAAACCAAGAAUCUUGAUUCAAGAAAUUGCAAAGGAGUUGAGUUAGGAGCAGCUGUUACUAUAUCCAAAGCUAUUGAGGUUCUAAGAGAGAAAGAACAUGGCUAUAUGUUGGCGAAAAUCGCGAGUCAUAUGGAGAAAAUUGCAAAUAGAUUUGUGAGGAACACUGGAACGAUAGGCGGUAACAUCAUGAUGGCGCAGAGAAAACAUUUUUCUUCUGAUCUCACAACCAUACUUCUCGCAGCUCGAGCAACGCCUCAAGAUACCGCCUUGGCUCCUGGUGAAGAAGAUACUCGUUUGCUCUUUGAAACUUACAGAGCAUCGCCGCGUCCUUUGGAAAAUGCAUUGCCUUUUAUGAAUGCGGCUUUCUCAGCUGAAGUUUCUUUAAUUGAAGCAUUUGAUGGUAUUCUUGUAAGUGAUUGCCGGUUAGUUUUUGGGGCUUAUGGGACCAAACACGCACACAGGGCGAGGAAAGUCGAAGACUUUCUUACAGGAAAAGUGAUAUCUGAUGAAGUUUUGAUUGAAGCUAUUGGCUUACUUAAAGAUGAGAUAGUACCUGAUAAGGGUACUUCAAAUCCCGAUUAUAGAUCAAGCUUGGCUGUUACUUUUCUCUUCGAGUUCUUCGGAUCUUUAACUCAAACAAACAGUAAAGAGAAUGGUUUUGAUCAGAAUGUUGAAUCUUUGAGUCCUGAAGUUAUGUUGACAUCUGCACAACAGGUUGAAAAUCAAGAACAUAGUCCGGUCGGAAAAGGCAUUGUAAAGGCUGGAGCUUGUCUCCAAGCAUCUGGUGAGGCUGUUUAUGUAGACGACAUUCCUUCUCCGGAAAAUUGUCUAUACAGCGCGUUUAUUUACAGUACAAUGUCGUUGGCGCGGAUCAAGAAUAUAAGUUUCAAGGAAAACAGAGUUCCAGAAGGAGUUCUUGGGAUAAUAACUUACAGAGAUAUUCCCAAAGGAGGGCAAAAUGUUGGUGUCAAAGGUUUAUUUGGCUGUGAUCUUUUGUUUGCAGAAGAAGUCACCCAUUGCGCGGGUCAGACAAUCGCCUUUUUGGUUGCCAAUAGUCAAAAGCAUGCAGAUAUUGCAGCAAAUCUUGUUGUGGUUGAUUAUGACACCGAUAAUUUAGAACUCCCGAUACUGUCCUUAGAAGAAGCUGUCGAAAAGUCUAGCUUUUUCGAUAUCCCUCCGCCUCUACGUGGUAAACCGGUCGGUGAUAUCACCAAGGGAAUGGCUGAAGCUGAACAUAAGAUUCUUGGAUCAAAGAUAAGUUUCGGUUCACAGUACUUCUUCUACAUGGAGACACAAACAGCUCUUGCAGUGCCUGAUGAAGACAAGUGUACGGUAGUUUAUAGCUCGACUCAAGCCCCUGAGUUUGUACAUGGAACCGUAGCUGUAUGUCUUGGUGUUCCUGAGCAUAACGUUCGUGUCAUCACUAGAAGAGUUGGAGGUGGAUUCGGUGGGAAAGGCAUCAAAUCAAUGCCUGUUGCUGCAGCUUGUGCAGUUGCACCAUCGAAAAUGCAGCGACCGGUGAGGACAUAUGUGAACCGAAAAACCGAUAUGAUAACAACCGGAGGAAGACAUCCGAUGAAAGUGACAUAUAGUGUUGGAUUCAAAUCCAAUGGAAAGAUUACUGCUUUAGAUGUAGAGGUGUUGGUUGAUGCAGGGUUAACCUUAGAUAUAAGCCUGUUUAUGCCAUUAGCGAUCCAAGGAGCACUGAUGAAAUAUGACUGGGGUGCUCUCUCUUACAAUGUCAAAGUAUGCAAAACAAACACUGUGAGCGGAAUCACGGUUAGAGCUCCCGGGGAUGUACAAGGAUCAUAUAUAGGAGAAGCCAUCAUUGAGAAAGUAGCUUCAUAUCUUUCAAUAGAUGUGGAUGAGAUUAGGGAGGUUAAUCUCCAUACAUAUGAGAGCUUAAGGUUGUUUCACAAUGCCAAAGCUAGUGAAUCUUCUGAGUACACGUUACCGUUGAUUUGGGACAAGCUCGCUGAGUUUAAGCAGAGGAGGAUGGUGGUUGAGGAGUUUAAUGCAACAAACAAGUGGAGAAAGAGAGGGAUCUCUCGUGUGCCCAUUUAUGGAGUGUUUAUGCGGUCAACACCGGGAAGAGUCAGUGUUUUGAGCGACGGGUCAAUAGUGGUUGAGGUUCAAGGGAUUGAGAUAGGACAAGGACUUUGGACAAAGUGUGGUACUACAAGCGAUGAACUUCUCGAGAAGAUCCGUGUCAUCCAAUCCGACACCUUGAGUAUGGUACAAGGCUCAAUAACUGGUGGUAGCACAACCUCAGAGGUAAGCUGCGAAGCUGUUAGGAUUUGCUGCGAUGGUUUAGUCGAAAGGCUUUUACCUGUCAAAACAUAUUUGGUGGAGCAAACAGGAGGGCCUGUGAGUUGGGAUAACCUCAUCAGUCAGGCUUAUCGGCAAUCGAAAAAUAUGUCGGUUGAAGUAAACAUUUUAACAGGCGAAAGAACGAUUAUGCGCACCGAUAUUAUCUAUGACUGCGGGAAAAGUCUAAAUCCCGCAGUGGAUUUAGGACAGAUUGAAGGAGCAUUUGUUCAAGGACUUGGGUUCUUCAUGCUUGAAGAGUACGUACCUAAUGAACUUAGACGGUCUCGUGGUAACAGACAGUACAUGGACUUACAAGAUCCCAACGGUUGA